AUGUUAAGAGUUACAGAAAAAGGAAUGUUUGAAGUACCAAUACUGAUGUUAGAUUUAGAAAACGAUGUGUUUAAGCCUUCUUUACUUUGUAUUGUGGCAUGUGAAUUUUUCGAACGGUUCGCGUUUUCUGGAUUACGAACAAUACUUUCGUUGUAUUUGCGAAACGUUCUAUUGAUGCCAGAACAGUUGGCCACUAUAACUUACCAUCUCUUCAUGUUGGUCAGCUAUGCUUUUCCUAUAAUCGGAGCUCUUAUAGCUGAUGGCCUUCUAGGACGAUAUCGAACCAUCUUCUAUUUUAUUUUAAUUUAUUUAGCCGGAACAAUUCUGAUGUGUUUUGCAGCUACUCCGCCUAUAGGACUACAGCCAAUGUGAUUUUCCACAUCAUUCGGACUGCUUCUCAUAGCAGUUGGAACAGGUGGUAUGAAACCAUGUGUGGCUGCUUUUGGUGGUGAUCAAUAUCAAUUGCCGAAAGAAGAAGAUUUGGUGGCAGUAUUCUUUGCAUUAUUUUACUUUACCAUAAAUCUAGGAGGAUUGGCGGGCAUGAUCGUGAUCCCCAUUUUCAAAAGAAAAUUUUCUUGCUUUAAUCAGGAUACGUGUUAUACAUUAGGAUUUGGAACCACUGCGUCUUUGAUGAUGAUGUCAUUUGGAGUUUUUGUAAUGGGGAAAUUUUGGUAUAGACGAAAGACGCCUAGGACAAAAGAGAUCUUACACUUUUUCAAGUUGAUUAUAUUUGCUUUGAGGAACAGAAAUAUUCAAGAAGAAAAUCCUACAACUAUUCGAAGACAUUUUUUAGACAGAGGUCGUAGUGAGUUCAAUCAAAGUUUAAUAGAUGACGGUAAAGUGUUACUGAAAGUGUUAUAUCUUUAUCUGCCACUCCCAAUAUUUUGGGCACUUUUUGACCAACAAGGAAGCAGAUGGACAUUUCAGGCUUCACGAAUGAAUGGAAACAUUUUUGGCGUCCAGAUACAACCAGAUCAAACCCAAGUAGCCAAUCCUUUUCUUGCUUUAUUACUGAUACCAAUUUUGGAACAAAUAUAUCAUUUAUUCAUAAAGAGUGGAUUUAAUCCAAAUCCUUUGAAGAGAAUGCUGAUUGGUGGUAUUGUUGCUGGAUUGGCUUUUGUUGCUUCGGGUCUUUUAGAGAUGCGGUUGCAGUCCACGUAUCCACAAGUACCUCUACCAGGAGAAGCACGUCUGUAUGUCGUGAACACCUUGCCAUGCCCAUGUGAAAUUAUAGGAUUAGAAGACACUAUACGAUUAGAUGCCGGUGCUCGUAGAGAAUUUAACAAUUUACCAGCUAAUCCUUGGGAAGUAUACGAGGUGCGCACGUUAUUAGUUGGCGUAACCGAAGAUAAUGGACUUGCUCUAAAACUAACACAGCCUUUGGAAAUCGAUAAAGCCUUAUCAGGAAAAUCUAAAUUGAGGAUUGAAGUUUUAGUUACUUCUUCAAAACUUGUGAAUAUUACCUUAGACAUUGUAGAUACAAAUGGGGGAAAAAUUAGUUUUUCUUCAAGUCAUAUAUCGCCAGGAUUAAAGGUGUCUGGGUACACAGAAUUGCGUUCUGGUUUCUACCAUUACCGAUUGACCACUAACCAUCUAUCAUCAGGAGUAAUGGUACAAUAUGCUUCACAGGAAUUCGACAUGCGACUGGAAAUGGGUGCUGUGUAUUCUUUAAUAUUGAGAGAAACAGAUAAGGGAGAAAUAGAUUUCAAUAUGCUGCAGGCAGCCACACCUGCCAGUAAUGUCCAUAUACUGUGGAUACUUCCACAGUAUUUUCUCCUUAGUUUGGCUGAAGUUUUGUUUGCGAUUUCGGGGUUGGAAUUUAGCUUCACUCAGGCUCCCAAAUCAAUGAAAACUAUAACUCUAGGUGCUUGGUAUCUCUGUGUAGCUGCCGGUAAUUUGUUAACGAUUUGUAUAACCAAAAUGAAUAUGUUCUCGAGUCAGGCGCACGAAUUUUUCUUAUUUGCUGGUCUUCAAUUCCUGGACAUGUUGCUGUUUUGGUUUAUGUCCAGAAAUUACGUUGUCUUAGGUGUCCAAGCUGAUGGGUCAUCAUGCGCGAUGAUGUCUACCAGGUUUAUGCCGAUACAGGACUGA
This is a messenger RNA of Ctenocephalides felis (cat flea), 2091 nucleotides long. Its product is annotated as peptide transporter family 1-like. Gene Ontology annotation, molecular function: dipeptide transmembrane transporter activity. The transcript has 14 exons. NCBI's taxonomy places the organism in Eukaryota, Metazoa, Arthropoda, Insecta, Siphonaptera, Pulicidae. The record is from RefSeq and is a predicted model, not a curated record. Gene Ontology annotation, biological process: transmembrane transport; oligopeptide transport. Gene Ontology annotation, cellular component: membrane.